Molecule: messenger RNA, 1503 nt
Organism: Rhopalosiphum maidis (corn leaf aphid)
Lineage: Eukaryota; Metazoa; Arthropoda; Insecta; Hemiptera; Aphididae
Product: transcription factor HES-1-like
Exons: 6
Coding region: 204-1202 (332 amino acids)
Biological process (GO): regulation of neurogenesis; regulation of transcription by RNA polymerase II; anterior/posterior pattern specification
Cellular component (GO): nucleus
Molecular function (GO): protein dimerization activity; RNA polymerase II cis-regulatory region sequence-specific DNA binding; DNA-binding transcription factor activity, RNA polymerase II-specific
Source: RefSeq, a predicted model, not a curated record
UGAACCACGACAGGGGGAGAGAGGUGUCGACACUGCGGUCGGGUCACCCGUGCCGCCGCCGGCGGCGUCGAGUUCUCGCUUCUCUCAUUACCGUCGGGAACCGCCGCGGCACCGCCAGGCCACAGCAGUAGUCACACGUCAGAUGCGCUUGCGACAUCAUGUGACGUCGUCCCACUUCGUUAUUAUAAAGCGCGCGCGUGUUUAUGAUGACAGGAAAAUGUGAACCGGACUCUUUGCCCGUCGUCAUACCAGUCGCGUCCGAGACGUCUUCCGCAGGAAUCCACGACAACAACAAUAACGCGUCUUCUACGGCCACAACGUCGCCCGUCACGGCCACCGUGCAUCCCUUUAGCAAGAGGGAACCCAUCGUCACCAGCUCAUCGUUGAUAUUUUCACAGUCGUCUAAUCAAAAGGAUGGUAAAAGGGCUAACAAACCACUAAUGGAGAAAAGAAGACGAGCAAGAAUAAAUCAAUCGCUAGCGCUUUUGAAAACUCUUAUUUUAGAUUCUACUAGGACAGAGAAUACUAAGCAUUCAAAAUUGGAAAAAGCUGACAUAUUAGAACUUACCGUACGCCAUUUACAACGGCAAAAAGUUCUGAGCUCAGACGUCAGGGAUAAAUAUCGGGCUGGCUUCCAAGAAUGCGCUAGAGAGGUUACUAGAUUUUUGGAGUGCCCCGAACUGCAUAUGUGCAGUACUGGAACUGGAACACUUCUUUCUGCUGGUUCCACAGUUAUAGAACCAGCUGUAAAACAACGCCUGUUAAGACACUUAGAUACAUGUUCAUCAGAAAUUGAUUUAGAUUUUAGCAACUCUACAGUUGUUAUUCCUGAUGACAUUAUCGGUGGAGACGAAGAAUCAAAUUGUAGCACGAUCGAAAGUAAAAAUGAUCGUAUAAAAUCUGAACCUCCUAAGAAACGAGCUCGCAGUAAAUCUGUGGGUAUAGAAGAUAAGGUGAUAGAUCGUGGUGGUCUGACAGCAAGUGUUGUUGUAGCGCCAACUAAUGAUCCUACACAACCCUUAUCUGUUGUACAGGUAAUUCCUUCACAACUUCCUGAUGGCCAAGUUGUAUUCCUGUUACCAAGUCACUAUGUGCAUUGCCAACAAAACCAAGGGGCUGAACCAAGGCCUCCGGGUGAUGAACCUAUUGAUUUUAGUGUAAAAAGAGAACAUGAACAUGACAGUAUGUGGAGACCUUGGUAAAUUCAAAUUCUAGAAUUAGCCAAUUAGGUGUCUUCAAGAUGUGUUUUUUUUUCAAUCUUCUUAAAUGAAAUUUUCUUAUUUAUUUCCCCUGUCUGUGAUACAACUUAAGUAUUGGUUUUCUGUGGUGCACAUUUUUUGAGCCUUUUAUUAGAAAUUUCAUAAUGUAAUAAUAUUGUAAGAAUGUUAAGAUAAUUUUUCCAUUUUAGAAGGCUUAGUAAAAUAUGCUUUGAUCAAACCUCAAAAUUAUUAUAAAGAGGUUUUCACACAAUUCGAUCGAUAAUAUUAUAAUUAGUAUUAUAUA